AUGAGUUUGCGUCAAUUGUCUUUGAGAGCUAUUCGUCCAGCUUCUUUUGCCCUACGUUCUGCACCAAUCGGUGUUCGUUGUUUAUCAACUCAAACCCCAGAACCAAAAGCUAAAGCUACUUCAAUCAUUGAUGCUUUACCAGGUAACUCAGUUUUAUCCAAAACUGGUAUCUUAGCCACUGGUACUGCUGCUUCAAUUUACGCCAUUUCAAAUGAAUUAUACGUUGUCAAUGAAGAAUCUAUCUUAUUGGGUUGUUUCCUUGCCUUUUCAGGUUUAGUUGUUAAAUAUGUUGCUCCAUUAUAUAACGACUGGGCUGAAUCAAGAAUUAAAUCUGUUUCUGAAAUCUUAAACUCUUCAAGAGUUAAACAUGUUGAAGCUGUUAAAGAUAGAAUUGAAUCUGUUUCAGAAUUAAAAGAUGUUGUUAACACCACUAAAGUUUUAUUUGAAGUUUCAAAAGAAACCGUUGAAUUAGAAGCUCAGGCUUUUGAAUUGAAACAAAAAGUUGAAUUAGCAAGUGAAGCUAAAUCUGUUUUAGAUUCAUGGGUUAGAUAUGAAGCUUCAGUUCGUCAAUUACAACAACAACAACUGGCUCAAACUGUUAUUGCUAAUGUUGAAAAAGAAUUAACCAAUCCAAAAUUCCAAGAUAAAGUUUUGCAAGAAGCUGUUGCUGAUAUUGAAAAAGUGUUUGCAAGUGCUAAAUAA
Messenger RNA from Hansenula anomala, 702 nucleotides. RefSeq names its product F1F0 ATP synthase subunit 4 (gene ATP4). Gene Ontology annotation, biological process: proton motive force-driven ATP synthesis. The record is from RefSeq and is a predicted model, not a curated record. Lineage: Eukaryota; Fungi; Ascomycota; Saccharomycetes; Phaffomycetales; Wickerhamomycetaceae. Gene Ontology annotation, molecular function: proton transmembrane transporter activity. Bases 1 to 702 code for a protein of 233 amino acids. The transcript is spliced from 3 exons.